Pan troglodytes (chimpanzee) is the source of this 3509-nucleotide messenger RNA. RefSeq names its product adenosylmethionine decarboxylase 1 (gene AMD1). NCBI's taxonomy places the organism in Eukaryota, Metazoa, Chordata, Mammalia, Primates, Hominidae. The coding region runs from base 417 to 1421 and encodes 334 amino acids. The transcript is spliced from 9 exons. Gene Ontology annotation, molecular function: putrescine binding; adenosylmethionine decarboxylase activity. Gene Ontology annotation, cellular component: cytosol. The record is from RefSeq and is a predicted model, not a curated record. Gene Ontology annotation, biological process: spermine biosynthetic process; spermidine biosynthetic process.
AGCAGCUAUGGGCCGUGGAGGUGGGACGAUGCGUCACUUCCUGGUCUUUUGGGGGAGCCGGGAUAUAUAAGGGCGGUGCUCACGCAGCGCUCUCGCUUACACAGUAUGGCCGGCGACAUUAGCUAGCGCUCGCUCUACUCUCUCUAACGGGAAAGCAGCGGAAUACAAGAGACUGAACUGUAUCUGCCUCUAUUUCCAAAAGACUCACGUUCAACUUUCGCUCACACAAAGCCGGGAAAAUUUUAUUAGUCCUUUUUUUAAAAAAAGUUAAUAUAAAAUUAUAGCAAAAAAAAAAAAGGAACCUGAACUUUAGUAACACAGCUGGAACAAUCCGCAGCGGCGGCGGCAGCGGCGGGAGAAGAGGUUUAAUUUAGUUGAUUUUCUGUGGUUGUUGGUUGUUCGCUAGUCUCACGGUGAUGGAAGCUGCACAUUUUUUCGAAGGGACCGAGAAGCUGCUGGAGGUUUGGUUCUCCCGGCAGCAGCCCGACGCAAACCAAGGAUCGGGGGAUCUUCGCACUAUCCCAAGAUCUGAGUGGGACAUACUUUUGAAGGAUGUGCAAUGUUCAAUCAUAAGUGUGACAAAAACUGACAAGCAGGAAGCUUAUGUACUCAGUGAGAGUAGCAUGUUUGUCUCCAAGAGACGUUUCAUUUUGAAGACAUGUGGUACCACCCUCUUGCUGAAAGCACUGGUUCCCCUGUUGAAGCUUGCUAGGGAUUACAGUGGGUUUGACUCAAUUCAAAGCUUCUUUUAUUCUCGUAAGAAUUUCAUGAAGCCUUCUCACCAAGGGUACCCACACCGGAAUUUCCAGGAAGAAAUAGAGUUUCUUAAUGCAAUUUUCCCAAAUGGAGCAGCAUAUUGUAUGGGACGUAUGAAUUCUGACUGUUGGUACUUAUAUACUCUGGAUUUCCCAGAGAGUCGGGUAAUCAGUCAGCCAGAUCAAACCUUGGAAAUUCUGAUGAGUGAGCUUGACCCAGCAGUUAUGGACCAGUUCUACAUGAAAGAUGGUGUUACUGCAAAGGAUGUCACUCGUGAGAGUGGAAUUCGUGACCUGAUACCAGGUUCUGUCAUUGAUGCCACAAUGUUCAAUCCUUGUGGGUAUUCGAUGAAUGGAAUGAAAUCGGAUGGAACUUAUUGGACUAUUCACAUCACUCCAGAACCAGAAUUUUCUUAUGUUAGCUUUGAAACAAACUUAAGUCAGACCUCCUAUGAUGACCUGAUCAGGAAAGUUGUAGAAGUCUUCAAGCCAGGAAAAUUUGUGACCACCUUGUUUGUUAAUCAGAGUUCUAAAUGUCGCACAGUGCUUGCUUCGCCCCAGAAGAUUGAAGGUUUUAAGCGUCUUGAUUGCCAGAGUGCUAUGUUCAAUGAUUACAAUUUUGUUUUUACCAGUUUUGCUAAGAAGCAGCAACAACAGCAGAGUUGAUUAAGAAAAAUGAAGAAAAAACGCAAAAAGAGAACACAUGUAGAAGGUGGUGGAUGCUUUCUAGAUGUCGAUGCUGGGGGCAGUGCUUUCCAUAACCACCACUGUGUAGUUGCAGAAAGCCCUAGAUGUAAUGAUAGUGUAAUCAUUUUGAAUUGUAUGCAUUAUUAUAUCAAGGAGUUAGAUAUCUUGCAUGAAUGCUCUCUUCUGUGUUUAGGUAUUCUCUGCCACUCUUGCUGUGAAAUUGAAGUGCAUGUAGGAAAAACCUUUUACUAUAUGAAACUUUACAACACUUGUGAAAGCAACUCAAUUUGGUUUAUGCACAGUGUAAUAUUUCUCCAAGUAUCAUCCAAAAUUCCCCACAGACAAGGCUUUCGUCCUCAUUAGGUGUUGGCCUCAGCCUAACCCUCUAGGACUGUUCUAUUAAAUUGCUGCCAGAAUUUUACAUCCAGUUACCUCCACUUUCUAGAACAUAUUCUUUACUAAUGUUAUUGAAACCAAUUUCUACUUCAUACUGAUGUUUUUGGAAACAGCAAUUAAAGUUUUUCUUCCAUGAGUUGAGUCCUUAAGAAAAUGAUUCCAGUUACUCAUUUUGCAUAUUUGCUAUUUUAACAUUAUUGGACCCUGCAUUUAUAGUCCUUUGAUUUCUUCCCUCUCCCUGGUGUCUCCCCCAAGACCCCAAAUAAAGCAAUACACUGUUAACACUGUGGGUUUAUAUACUAAUUCUAUACCCCAGAUGGGGAAUGGGGGAGAUGGUCCCUGGGCUUAAUAUUCUUUAAAGGGCAUGGGAAUUUAGCCUCUCUUUUAUUGUAAUGUGCUCUUUUGGAAAAUAGUUGGUUAGCAGGGAAGACCCAGAGUUGUAGAUUGAGAUUAGGGUGUACUGGCUGAACUGUGGAAAACAUACAAUUCUGUGUUCCUCAGUAAAUGAGAUUAGCGUCUAAUGAGUAGCACCCCUUUACUAACUUAGUAGUAGUAUAAAAUCAUUUUUAUUUAGUUAAUUACCAGAGAGAUUUAGCAUAAUUUUGUUCUGGAUUCAGUAAAUCAAGUCAGCUUGGAUCAUUCACCUUAACUUUUCCUUUAGCAGCCAUUUCCACUAGUUUCCAUUAAGUAGUGUUCUAUAAACUUCGAUCCAAAGCAGAAUCAAUGUCUUUUCCAUCUGGUGACUUAAAGUUCUGUGACUGUGAUGCAUGUGAGUGUUCCGACUUCAUCUGUUCCUCUUAACUACGGUGUUUCCCUCACCAUGGCAUUCAUAGGAUGAAAUGAAUGACUGCCCAGAAUGAGAAUUUGUCCAGAUUAUUCAGAUAAACAUCAUAAAGCAGAAUACAUUAUAAAUAAGUAGAAUAUGAAUAAAUAGAAUAAUAAAAUUCCAAAAUACUCAAUGGGAAAUGACUAGUAAUAUAGGCUUUCAAGAGUUGGUACCUUUUAGCUAUAUUUGCAGAUACUCUGGGAUUUUAAGGAACUGAGAAAACAGCAAAGUUGACUAAAUUUUAUAUUUCUUGUCCUCUAAAUAUUUUGAUAAUUUCUGGAUUGAUGCAGUGAUGUUUUUGUUCCUUCCGUAUUUAUAAAUGAAACACCUUUUUUUAGUGUUUCUAAACCUAAAAUCUACUUGGUUUGAAAUCAAGUGGUUGGAACACUGUUUGACUUUUAUUUGAAGCAUGUUGUUGAUUGAAAAUUUCAUUGAGGAAGUUUUCAAUCAGUGUGAUCAGUUUGAUUCUGUAAUGAGCACAGCACCUAAUAUUUUGAGGAGCUCUGUUUUGAGGACCAAUGCUUAAGGUGGACUUUGUUCGUAAACAAUAUCCCAAUAGAUUUGUUGACUUGAGGUCUGGUUUUGUUUUGUUUUUGUUUUGUUUUGUUUUCCAAUAGAAUUAAGAAUUCUAAUGUUGAAAAACUGCACAAAUUUUUAUGGGACAAAGCCUAGAAAAGAGAAAUGUAGUUUGAAUCAUAAUCUAAAUCAUGGUAUGAUAGAAGAGGGAAAGUUUUGGUGCCAUAAUUUCUCCUUUCACUGGUGUUGGACUUAAAUCAGUUGAAAUGUAUUUCUGUACCACAAUUUACGCUUCAAUAAAAGUUUAAUUGUCUAGUGACAUUCAGAAA